AUGAAGCAUGAAAAGAGGAAGUGGAGGGAAACUAGUUCUUUUGUGCUCCAAGAGGAUAUGGUUGGUAGGGAGGGAACCAAGAAGGACAUCAUUGAUUUGUUGUUGCAUGAUGAUAAUAGCCAUCAAAAUGUUUCCUUGGUUGCUAUUGUCGGCCUUGGAGGUUUGGGUAAAACUGCUCUUGCCCAAUUGGUGUACAAUGAUGCUGACGCGAAGCGUUUCUUCGACAAGCGAAUGUGGGUGUGUGUUUCCGAAGACUCUGAUGUAAAGGCGCUCGUGAAACGGACACUCGAAUCACUACUUGACGAAAAACAGGACGAUCAAUCAUUAGAACUACUUCAAAAUAAGCUUCAACGAAAUUUACCUGGCCAAAAGUUUUUGCUAGUUUUAGAUGAUGUUUGGGAUGAUUUUCCUCGGAUGUGGGAAGAGUUUAAGAAGUUUUUAAUGUGUAGUGCUGAGGGUAGUCGGAUUUUGUUGACUACGCGCGAUCAAGCGGUAGUCAAUAGAGUGGGCGUAAAAAUGCCAUAUCGUUUGGAAGGAUUGAACAAUGACCAAUCUUGGACUCUGUUAAAAAGAUUGGCAUUUGACGAUGAUAAAAUAAUGACCCAAAAUUUGGAGUCUAUUGGCCAAAAAAUUGCAGCAAAAUGUAAGGGCGUUCCACUGGCACUAAGAGUGAUGGGAAGUUUGUUGCACUCAAAAUCGCGGGAAAGUGAAUGGGAAGAUCUCUUAAAAGGUGACUUUUGGAAGCUACGUGAUGAUAAUGAUUCAAUUAUGCCAAUUUUAAAGUUGAGUUAUGACAAUCUGGCAAUUGAAUUAAAACAAUGUUUUGCUUAUUGUUCUAUAUAUCCAAAAGAUUGGAUAUAUAAGAAGAAUGAAUUGAUUGAUAUGUGGAUGGCACAAGGCUUCCUCGAAAAUAAAGAAGAGGAACAAUGGCUAGAAGACAUCGGUGAAGAGUACGUUCGUAUUUUGUUGAUGAAGUCAUUCUUACAAGAUGUUAAGAUGGACGAAUUAGGAGAAAUAAAAUACUUUAAAAUGCAUGAUUUGAUGCAUGACCUGUCCCAAUCAGUUGCUAGCUCUGACCUAUACAUUGAUGGAGGAAAAAAUGUUGCAAGGUGUCCUAUACAUGUUUCUUUUAAAAAUUAUAACUCCAAUAGUUCACUAAAUGUGCUGGAUCUAGGUAGAUUGAGAACCUUUCAUCAAAUAGACGCUGACUUUGAAGGGGAUCCACAUAAUUUUUUUGUGUUCAAACGCUUACGAAGUCUAGAUUUGUCAUUCUGUGGCAUGAGAUAUUUGCCUGAGUCAAUAGGUAAAAUGAGACAUUUGAGGUAUCUUAACCUCUCUUGUUGUGAUAAAUUGACUUGUUUGCCCAAGAGUGUGAGUAACUUAGUCAAUUUGCAAACAUUGAGAUUGCAUGCGUGUCAUAAUCUUAAAUUUUCUGGAGAUAUUAUCAUAAAGUUGAUAAACUUGCGACAACUUGAUAUAGAAGGUUGCAAAGCCCUUGAUGAUGGGAUGCCGAUUGGGCUGGGAAAAAUGACUUCUAUGCAAAGAUUGUCACAUUUCAUAGUGGGUAAUGAUGAUAAGCGGAGAAAGAAAGCCAAAUUGAACGAAUUGAAAGAUCUUGACCUCAGAGGUAGAUUGGCCAUUCAGAAUCUUGGUUCAGUAAGGGAAGUGGAGGAGGAGUCCAAGGAUGUUAAUUUGAGAACAAAGAGAAACAUCAUUUCGUUGAUGCUGAAUUGGGGAGACCAUUCAAAGAUGGAAAAAAAUGAUGCCAUGCAGUUACUGGAAAAUCUUCGCCCUCAUCAAAAUUUGAAGACACUAGAAAUAGAAAGUUACCCGGGGGUAUGCCUAUCCGAUUGGCUUUUGUCAUGUGCAAAUCUUGUUCAAUUAAAGUUUGUUAACGUCAAAAAUUGUCAACACUUGCCAGCGUUAGAAGGCUUUGUUUCUCUCAAGACUCUUCACAUAGAGCAGAUGGAUAAAUUGGAGUGCAUAUACUGUAAAGGAUGUUCCUCAUCAACCAACUUCUUCCCAUCUUUGGAGGAAUUAAAAAUUGACUCUUGUAGAAGUUUAAGGGGAUGGCAAAGGGACGCAAAUUUCCAAAAUACAAGAGAUAAUGAGUGGCAUGAUUCACUGCCUCCAUUUUCAUAUCUUUCAGUAUUGGACAUUCUCAAUUGCCCAAACUUAAGAUGCAUGCCUACUUUUCCAAAUCUCGUGAGGCAUUUGAAAUUAUUCAUCUCUAGCAUGAAGCCAUUGGUAGACACAUUAAGUGUGAGCACAAUUGGGCUGUCAACAUCACAUGAUAUGACCCCAUCUCUUUCCAUGCUCAAGUCUCUUCACAUUGGAUGGAUAGAAAUGGAAGCAUUACCAGAGGAAUGGAUGCAAAAUCUCUCCUCUCUUAAACAUCUCUCUAUUAUGGGAUUUUCAAGUCUAAAGAAGCCAUUUCUUCAUAUGCGAAAUCUAUCUGCCACACUUGAAAAAUUGAGUAUUUGCGAACUUGAUUCACAGUAUGUUGAUGAAGAUUAUAACAUGCAGUGCCAAGACCUUUGUUGCUUACAUUCUCUCCAAACAAUCGAAUUUUUUUGUUGUCGUCACCUCAAGGCUUUACCAAAGUGGAUUUGUGAUCUCCAGUCACUGCGAGUUAUAGACAUUUGGUUUUGUCCAAACUUGAAGUCAUUUCCAGCCGAUAUGUCUUGCCUCACUAAUUUACAAACACUACGGCUGGAUACAGAUUCUCUACUUUUAAAGGACAUGUGCGAGAAACGUAUAGGACCAGAGUGGCGAAAAAUUCGUUACAUCCCAAAUAUAUUGAUCGUCGGGCCUCAAAUCUAA
This is a messenger RNA of Neltuma alba, 2823 nucleotides long. RefSeq names its product putative disease resistance protein RGA3. The transcript has a single exon. Gene Ontology annotation, molecular function: ADP binding. The record is from RefSeq and is a predicted model, not a curated record. Bases 1 to 2823 code for a protein of 940 amino acids. Lineage: Eukaryota; Viridiplantae; Streptophyta; Magnoliopsida; Fabales; Fabaceae.